UACAUCAUUUACACCGUUGGUUUGACUUCGGCUCCUUCGUACAACUUCUAUUUUCACUUUAAUUGUCGUUAAUUCCUAAUGUUGUGAUUGCGUUUAUUUGUAGAUAUGUACCGCGGGGUCUCCGAUUACGUCCCGAAAGUGAAAAAGACUCAAAAACCGCAUAAAUCGUCCGCACGUAAAGGAGCCCCAUCGGGAAAUUACAAGUUUUCUAAGGUAAAUCCUGAUAAUCAAGAAUUUUGCUUAGGAAAUGUGUGGUUUGGAACCACCAAUAACUUAUUACCCUUAACUUGGACCCAUUGCGAUGCAGAACUCAAUUGGGAUAAUGAAAUGGUUAUUUUACACUUCGAUAAAGAGGUUGUUGUUGUAAAUGUUACGAUUGAGAUGCAGUUUUUGAAAGAUUUAUUGUUUAUAAAAUUAUUUAAUUUUGAUCUAAAAAUUGAAGAUGAAAAUGUAAUUGUAACGUUAUACCUGAAAGAAUUGCCACUGCCGAAAUUUUCUUCUAAAAUAGGAUCGGUUUUAAAGACUGUGUUUUUUUUGACUCAAAAUAUAUCUUCUGAUAAUAAUGAUAAAGCCAGUAUUAAAAGUUCGUGUAUAAUCGAGCAUUUUGAUGAUUUAUACAAAAAUAUUGCUGAAUUAAGAGAACCAUUCCCCAAUAAAGAAAUUAAUCACGUCCAAUUAAAGCCAGAAUUGCGACCUUAUCAACAAUCAGCAGUACAAUGGAUGUUACAUAGAGAAAGUGUAAUCCAAGAAAAGGAAAUAAUUAAUCCUUUAUACGAAAAAAUCACAUUAAACAACAAAACCGAAAUUUAUUUCGAUAAAUACACAGGGCACAUUGAGCCAUAUCCCCCCAUCAUAAAAUCAUUUCAAUCUUGUGGUAUCCUUGCUGAUGAAAUGGGAUUAGGCAAAACAGUCGAAAUUUUAGCACUUACACUAAUCCACACUAGACAAUCUAUUUAUCCCAUUUAUACAAAAAACGAGGUAAAUCAUUCACUUGAAAGUGAAACACCCACCAUUGAAAUUUCGACUAAAGUUCGUAAAAGAAAAUCAAAUUUUUCUGAAGAUAUCACUCACGUAAUUGCCGAAAAAAAACCUAAGCGGGAAAAUAAACGGGAAAAAUCGCUUCAUCGCCGCGCGUUAGAAGCCUGGUACAAUAACAUGUUGGGAUUAAACAAAAAUGUGGAAAAAAAGUCGUUACUUCAAUGCGUUUGUGGUGAUAAGAAGGAGGAGGAUGUUGUUGAAUGUUCAAAAUGUGGGAAACAACAACAUUCGGGUUGUUUGGGGUAUCAAGAAAAAUUUGGUGCUUAUAUUUGCCCUCAAUGUUGGAUUCAAGAGCCACUACUUGUAUCAAAAGCAACAUUAAUAAUAACCCCUAUAUCGCUAAAACAACAAUGGUGCGACGAAAUUUGUAAACACGUCAAUGGUAAUUUCAAAGUUUUACAAUACGGAACGGGUCAAAACAUUCAAUGCGUUUACCCAACGGAUUUAUUAGAAUACGACAUCGUAAUAACAACUUAUAACGUGUUACAAAGCGAAUUAAGACUUCGCGAAAACGGUGAACCGAUUUCGUUGCGGCGCCCAUCGAAAUACGCCUUACCAGGAAGUCCAAUUUCUUUAAUAAACUGGUGGAGGUUAUGCUUAGAUGAAGCCCAAACGGUUGAAACUCCAAACUCUUUAAUUUCGGUUAUGGCUAAGAAAUUAAGCGCGCAAUAUCGUUGGGCCGUCACGGGAACUCCAAUUUCGAAGGAUAUUUCGGAUUUAUUUGGAUUAAUUGAUUAUUUGCAAAUAACUCCGUAUUCCGAUGAAGAUAUUUGGAGAAAUAUUUUGUAUUUACCUUAUAUUAAUAAUCGAAAAGGGAAUAUGCACCGAUUUUUAUCAACCAUUUUAUGGAGGACUUCAAAAAAUGACGUUCUCGAUCAAAUUAAUAUUCCUUCACAAACCACCAAAGAGUAUUGGGUUAAUUUCACCGCGGUGGAAAAGUUUUUUUACGACCGCGAACAAGAAUUAAGCACAACAGAAUUUUUUGCAACCCUAAAAGACAUCGAUUUAACACUACCUCUUAAAUCAUUAAACAAAUCACUUUUAAAGAAAAUAAUGAUCCCUUUAUUAUCUUUACGUCAAGCUUGUGUUCAUCACCAAACCGUGCGUGGGCGCUAUUUAGCUACGAAAAAAUCGGUUAAAUCGAUGGAAAAUUUAUUAGAUGCUUUAAUCGCGACUAGUUUAGUUCAAUGUGAGGAAUCGUUGAGAUCUUUGGUUUCGGCGAUGAAUGGUUUGGCGGGACUUUUUUUGAUUCAAACUAAUCCAAAAGCUGCCGCGGAUAUGUAUCGAAAAGUGAUGGCGAUUUCUAAAGAGUAUGUGCAAGAUCAAAACGAAAUUGGGUUAGAGGUCGAUAAAUUACAACAAAUUCAUGUCCUUUACAACUUAAUAGAAAUCUUAGAAUUGCACGAAACGAUCCCGAAAUGCGUCGAAGACGAUAAUCUCAAAUGUAACUUAAAAAAGAUUGAGGUUGAAUACAUCGAAAAAUUUAUGAAACCAGUUUUAACAACAAAACGAGAUAACUCCGAAUUUAUAUCGCAAAUUUCCGAAUUACAAAACAAAUUUGUUUUAGAACCGGGACAAUGGUUCGCGGAUGUUUUAAAUUUAAUAACUGUAAAGAAUUAUUUCUCGGAGUAUUACAAAAAAUUUUUAGCGUUAUCCUCAAAUAUCGUUUAUUCCGAUAAUGUAGAUAACUACAAUACCGAACGUGCAAUUUUGUACGAAGUUACAACAUGGGACGAAAAAUUAACAUUAAAUAAAAGCAUAGUUGAAUCAUCAAUAAACGAACUUUUAGUAUUCAAGGAAGAAGAUGAUUCUUACACGAUUCCAGAAAAUCUAAUCAAAUCAGCUUGUGAGUGCCAUUUAAGACCAGAAAAAACCAAACGAAAAAAAAUUAAAGAAAAAAUUUGCCCAAUUUGUUUUGCCGACGUAAAAUUAAAAGAAUACGAAAGCUGUUUAUUUAGUAUGACUUUAAAUCGUGAUGAUAACGCGGCAAAUACCGGAUGUUGGAAACCUUGUGUGCAAGAAACGAUGUUACGAGCUUUAUUAAGCAGCGGAAAAGCUUUAAAAGCUGACAAAUCGCUUCUUCACGAUGCCGCGAUACAUUUAGAGAUUCUCGAGUUAUUAAAAAAACAGUUCAAAGAAAUUCGAAAAUUAUGGCGGUUAAUUGAUGAUGUGGUUAAGGCGAAAGAUGAGCUGAGUAUGUGUAAGAUUCGUUUGCAAUUAAAGGAAAAAGAAAAUGAUGAAGUUUUACCCAAAAAUUCUCAGUACAAAAAUAUUCUUAAAGCUUUAGAUAACGAUAUAAAAAAUUAUAACGAAGAUAUUCAAUAUUUAGACCCAACUGAAAUUCCAUAUCAAUUAGCUCAUUUAAGCUCACAAGAACGGUGUUCUCUAAAAAUGUUAGAUGAAAAUAUCGGUACUUACAAGUAUCUUCGAACGCUGCAUAAACAACAAUUAAAAGGGGAAGAUCCUGAUCCUUGUCCCAUUUGUAAGUGUGUUUUAAAUUUGCAAUGGAACAUUAUGACUUGCGGACAUUGUUUUUGUAUUGAGUGUAUGCAAGUUCUUAUUGGACAGCAAAUUGGUUUUAAUAAACGCCAAUUCAUCAGUUGCCCAGUUUGUCGAAAAACAAUUCGCGUUUCUGACAUAAGUUACAUUCAUAAAGAUUCAAAAGAUGCUACGAAUAGCUCGAAUCAAAUCAAAGGAAACUGUUCGUCAAAAGUCGAAGCGAUCGUUCGUUUAAUAUUAGAGUUAAAAGAAGAAAAUGCACACGUAAAAAUCUUGGUGUUUUCAACUUGGGCCGCGUUACUUAAACUAAUGCAAUCGAUAUUUAUAUUAAACGAUAUCAAAUCGGAGGUUUUACAAAGUGGUAAUUUCGAUAAACCCCUUUCAAAUUUUAAGGAUACGUCAAAAGGUGUAACGGUUCUACUUAUUCCGGUUAAUUUAGGUGGGAAAGGUUUAAAUUUAAUCGAAGCUACUCACAUGAUUUUCACCGAACCUUUAUUAAAUCCUGGUGAAGAGUUGCAAGCGAUUGGAAGAGUUCAUAGAAUUGGACAAACAAAAUCUACGGUUGUUCAUAAAUUCUUUAUUAAAGACACAAUAGAAGAAAGAAUUUAUCAAACGCUUGCCUCAAAGUCAAAGGAAUGGGACACAAAUCUUGUUACUUUGGGACAUUUCAAAGAACUUUUUGAUUUUACAUCUCCAGAAAUUUUACCGACGAAUGAAUCAGAUAGCGAGAAUAUUAUGGAUGUUAAUGAACCAAAUGAAGUAGUUCAAGAAGAAAUUAUAUAGAAUUAGUGAUAGUUAUUUAAUUUCACUGCCAAAUUAAUCCGUUUUUUUUUUAUUUUCAAAAAAUUAUUAGGUUAAGAAGAUGAUUCUCUGUGAUGAUGAACUUGGCUUCACUUAUUGUUAAAAAUGAAUCAUUUGGGAUAUUUCAAAGAAUUUUUUAAUUUAAAUUUAUUGUCUCCAGAAGUUGUAGCAAUUCUCACUAGGUUAAGAAAAAUGAUUCUCUGUGAUGGUGAUUCUCUUAUUGUUAUAAGUUUAUUAUUACACUUGAAAUAGAAUCAUAUUUGCAAAUUAA
This is a messenger RNA of Onthophagus taurus, 4609 nucleotides long. The record is from RefSeq and is a predicted model, not a curated record. NCBI's taxonomy places the organism in Eukaryota, Metazoa, Arthropoda, Insecta, Coleoptera, Scarabaeidae.